This is a messenger RNA of Geosmithia morbida, 918 nucleotides long. Its product is annotated as F-type H+-transporting ATPase subunit gamma. Lineage: Eukaryota; Fungi; Ascomycota; Sordariomycetes; Hypocreales; Bionectriaceae. Gene Ontology annotation, molecular function: proton-transporting ATP synthase activity, rotational mechanism. The coding region runs from base 1 to 918 and encodes 305 amino acids. The record is from RefSeq and is a predicted model, not a curated record. Gene Ontology annotation, biological process: proton motive force-driven ATP synthesis. The transcript has 4 exons.
AUGCUGUCCCGUACGGCCCGUCCGGCUCUCCGCGUUGCGGCUGCAGCUCCCAUCCGUGCUGCUGCCGCUCCCAACAGUGUCGCCGGCUAUGCGACGCUCCGUGAGAUCGAGGGUCGCCUCAAGUCGAUGAACAACAUGAAGAAGAUCACCAACACGAUGAAGGUCGUCGCCUCGACCAAGCUGACCCGCGCUCAGCGUUCCAUGGAGGACUCGCGCAAGUACGGCGAGUCGGCCAAUGUCGUCUUUGACGCCGCCGAGACCAAGACGGCCGCCGCCGCCGAGGGUGAGGAGGCCAACAAGUCCCUCAUCAUCGUCUGCUCCUCCGACCGUGGUCUUUGCGGUGGUAUCCACUCCGGUCUGAGCCGUCGCGUCCGCAAGCUCUUCGCCGAGGAGGGCCCCUCGGACCUCGUCAUCAUCGGCGAGAAGUGCCGCGCCCAGCUCUCCCGCUCCAACGCCAAAGAGAUCCAGCUCUCCUUCUCCGGCGUCGGUCGCAACGUCCCUACCUUCGCCGACGCCCAGACCAUCUCCGACCAGAUCUUGGCCCUUCCCACCGAGUACUCGAGCGUCAAGAUCCUCUACAACAGCUUCGUCAACGCUCAGAGCUACGAGGCCGAUUUCCUUGAGGCAUUUUCCGAGGAGGCCAUCACCCAGUCCCCCAACAUCUCCGCCUUCGAGGUCGAGGAGGAAGCCAUUGCCAACCUCCGCGAGUACUCUCUCGCCAACACCCUCUACUGGGCUCUUGCCGAGGGCCACGCUUGCGAGAUGUCUUCUCGUCGCAACGCCAUGGACAAUGCCACCAAGAACGCUGGUGAGAUGAUCACCAAGCUCCAGAUCCAGUACAACCGUACUCGCCAGGCCGUCAUUACCGGCGAGCUGGUUGAGAUUAUCACCGGUGCCACCGCCUCCGCCGACAUGUAA